Topomyia yanbarensis is the source of this 1269-nucleotide messenger RNA. RefSeq lists its product as uncharacterized. The transcript has a single exon. Lineage: Eukaryota; Metazoa; Arthropoda; Insecta; Diptera; Culicidae. Gene Ontology annotation, molecular function: nucleic acid binding. Gene Ontology annotation, biological process: DNA integration. The record is from RefSeq and is a predicted model, not a curated record. Bases 1 to 1269 code for a protein of 422 amino acids.
AUGACGUGCCUAAUCCGGUUCGUGUCGACCUGUAGACGAAAGAGCAAAAAACUGCCGAUUGAGAAGUUAAAAGCAACGAGCAGACAGAGCAGAGUACUACAACCGACGGCAGCUACGGCAGUACGCGUGGCGCUACAGCAAAGUGAGUACGAGAAGGCGGAACUAUGGCUGAUGAAGAUGGCACAGGCGGAGUGUUUCAUCGAUGAGUUGAAGGUACUGGUCAGGAAUAAGGAUCGGCCGGUGAGCCAAUGGCUGGCGAUCGAGAAGUCCAGUGCACUCUACAAACUUACUCCGCUGAUUGACGAAAACGGGCUGAUUCGAAUGGAGGGGAGAGCAGAGUUGCUGUCAUUCGAUCUACGUUUUCCAACGAUCCUGCCACAUCAGCAUAAAAUCACGCAGCUGAUUGUUCCACAUUACCACGCUAAGAGCGGUCACGGAUAUCGACAGGCGGUGAAGAACGAGCUGAAGCAGCUGUUCUACAUUCCGCAGCUUGACGCAGUAGUCCGGAAGGUGUCGUCGUCUUGCGUAUGGUGUAAGGUCCAUCGAAGUCGGCCUCGAGUUCCACGAAUGGCUCCGCUACCAGUGCAGCAGCUAACACCGAAUCUUCGUCCCUUUAGUUACACAGGUGUGGAUUAUUUGGGCCCAUUUGCUGUUACUGUAGGACGCCGAACGGAGAAGAGAUGGGUCGCAUUGUUCACAUGCUUGGUAACCCGCGCGGUGCACCUGGAGGUGGCUCACGGACUGACUACGCAGUCGUGCUUGAUGGCGAAUCGCCGGUUCGUUGGUCGGCGAGGCUGGCCGAUGGAGUUACUGUCCGACAAUGGGACGAACUUCCUAGGAGCCAGUAAGGAACUGGAAGGAGUUGUCCGAGAAAUAGGAGAAGAUUGUGCGGAUCAGCUGACUAGCGCGAGAACGAAGUGGACGUUCAACCCCCCUGUGGCUCCUCACAUGGGACGAGUAUGGGAGCGUCUCGUUCGGUCGGUUAAGGAGGCAUUCGUGGCGCUUGAUGAUGGGAGACGGUUGACGGACGAAAUUUUGCAGACAGUUAUGGUGGAAGCGGAAGACAUGAUAAAUUCUCGCCCGCUAACGUACGUGUCUCAAGAGUGUGACGAAGCGGAGGCACUCACUCCAAACCACUUUUUGCGGGGACUCUCCCCAAAUCAGCCUAGCGUGAAUCUUCCCCCACCUCAUCCAGCAGCAGCACUUCGAGACGCGUUCCAGCGAUCGCAGCAGUUGGCCAGCAUUUUGUGGGAACGUUGGGUCAAGUAG